Molecule: messenger RNA, 902 nt
Organism: Punica granatum (pomegranate)
Lineage: Eukaryota; Viridiplantae; Streptophyta; Magnoliopsida; Myrtales; Lythraceae
Source: RefSeq, a predicted model, not a curated record
UCACAGCAAAAGCCCAUUCCCUCCCUAGAAGAAGAAAACAAAGCAUGGCAACCAUGGCCGUCUCCUCAACAUUCACCGGAAAGGCCGUCCCAGUCAAUGCGCCGAGGGAGCUCUCUCCCGGUGUCCACUGCAACGGAAGGGUCUCGAUGAGGAAGACGGCCAGAAAGCCUGCUGCUUCCUCUGGAAGCCCGUGGUAUGGCCCCGAUAGAGUCAAGUACCUUGGCCCCUUCUCCGGCGAGCCCCCAUCCUACCUCACCGGAGAGUUCCCUGGUGACUACGGGUGGGACACUGCUGGUCUGUCGGCGGACCCCGAGACCUUUGCGAAGAAUAGAGAGCUCGAGGUCAUCCAUUGUAGGUGGGCCAUGUUGGGAGCCCUGGGGUGCGUCUUCCCCGAGCUCCUUGCACGGAACGGGGUUAAGUUCGGUGAGGCUGUGUGGUUCAAGGCUGGAGCUCAAAUCUUCAGCGAGGGGGGGCUCGACUACCUCGGGAACCCCAGCCUGAUCCACGCCCAGAGCAUCCUCGCUAUCUGGGCCACCCAGGUCAUUCUCAUGGGAGCCGUGGAGGGCUACCGUAUUGCAGGAGGGCCCCUCGGGGAGGUCACUGACCCACUGUACCCUGGUGGGAGCUUCGACCCCUUAGGCCUCGCUGAUGAUCCUGAGGCUUUUGCAGAGCUUAAGGUUAAAGAGAUCAAAAAUGGGAGGCUUGCCAUGUUCUCCAUGUUCGGUUUCUUCGUACAGGCUAUUGUUACCGGCAAAGGACCCCUCGAGAACCUUGCCGAUCAUUUGGCAGACCCUGUGAACAACAAUGCUUGGGCUUAUGCCACCAACUUUGUCCCCGGGAAGUAAAAGACAUUAAUGCUGAGAGUACCGGAUUCAUUUGCAAGUCUAGUAACUUCCUACGAA